AUGUCUCAAGAAUUUACUGACUUUGUCAUUUCAUCUAUGGGUCCAAAGACUACCCCCAGAGCAAGAUGUGUUAUUGGUUCUUUAAUACAGCACAUCCAUGACUUUACAAGAGAAAAUUAUAUUACUGUUGAUGAAUGGUUGUAUGGUGUUGAUUUCAUUAAUAAAAUAGGACAUAUGUCUGAUGAAAGAAGAAAUGAAGGUAUUUUGGUAUCCGAUGUCUUGGGUCUAGAGACUUUAGUUGAUAUUCAAACCCAUAAAUUGGAUCAUGUUAAAAAAACUUCAUCUGCUAUUAUCGGUCCAUUUUACAGACCAAAUUCCCCACUUUACAGAAAUGGUGAAUCUAUUAUUCAAAAGGAAGUCGGUGGUGUAAAAGCUUUUGUUCAUGGUAGAAUCACUGAUCCUGAAGGUAAGCCGUUACCAGGUGCCAAAGUUGAAGUCUGGCACUGUGCUCCUAAUGGAUUGUAUGAACAACAAGAUGAUGAACAACCAGAUUACAAUUUGAGAGGUACAUUUAUUGCAGAUGAGCAAGGUUAUUACUCGUAUACCUGUUUGAGACCCACUUCUUAUCCUAUUCCUUAUGAUGGACCAGCUGGUGAUUUAUUGCAAUUUAUGGAUAGACAUCCAAACAGACCAAGUCAUAUUCACUGGAGGGUUUCAUAUCCCGAAUAUCAUGACUUGAUAACUCAAAUUUACGAUUCUGAGUGUCCUUACACCAAAGAUGAUUCUGUAUUUGCUGUCAAGGAGGAUUGUAUUGUCAAUUUCACUCCAAUUGACAACAUUAAUCUUUCUACUGUCAAUGGACACGUUAAAUCUCUCGAUGAAUUAAAAGCUAAAGAUAUUGAAGUUGAAUUAUAUUAUGAUAUCUCAUUGCCAUUAGAAUCAGAAAUGCAAAAGGAUAGAAAGAAGGUUGAAGCUAAACAAGUUGAACUUGAAAGAGCAUAUUUUGAAAAAUAUGCUAAAUUUGCCAAAAAUGUUGAUUUAUCAUCCAUCAUCGAAAAAUAA
Ascoidea rubescens DSM 1968 is the source of this 1002-nucleotide messenger RNA. RefSeq names its product intradiol ring-cleavage dioxygenase. The record is from RefSeq and is a predicted model, not a curated record. Bases 1 to 1002 code for a protein of 333 amino acids. The transcript has a single exon. Gene Ontology annotation, molecular function: ferric iron binding; catechol 1,2-dioxygenase activity. Gene Ontology annotation, biological process: catechol-containing compound metabolic process. NCBI's taxonomy places the organism in Eukaryota, Fungi, Ascomycota, Saccharomycetes, Ascoideales, Ascoideaceae.